AUGGAUAGGAAUAGGAUAAGUUUAUCAUCUGGUUCUGGUUCGAACGAUGAGAAAAAGUUUGAUUCAAACGGAAAUUUAGAGCAAGCUAUUUACGAAGUUGACGAGCGAACUCGGCUGAUUGCUUCAACUGCAGACCAAGAUGAGCCGAGUGUUGAGUUUGUGCUAUCACAACGAGAUGCCCGCCUGUGGAGAAUAGCCAGGAUUUUGGGUUAUAUCUCAGCAGCUCUGCUCAUCCUACUGGGUGUAGCAUGCUUCAUUGAGUCUUCCAGAUCAGAAAGUUCGUCACUUUUUGCGUUUGCUUUCAGUUGUUUAUUGGAUUCUUCAGGAGCAAUGGUCGUCAUAUGGAGAUCGUUUUCCACAGUCUCCGUACGAAAAUCAAGAAUUCGAGAAUUGCAGAAUUACCUUAGCCUUCUUGAGAGCAUUAGGAAAGACACCAACGUGUAA
Molecule: messenger RNA, 444 nt
Organism: Strongylocentrotus purpuratus (purple sea urchin)
Lineage: Eukaryota; Metazoa; Echinodermata; Echinoidea; Camarodonta; Strongylocentrotidae
Exons: 5
Coding region: 1-444 (147 amino acids)
Cellular component (GO): membrane
Source: RefSeq, a predicted model, not a curated record